AUGUUCCAAAAGCGGCAGCUGCGCAUCAUCUACCUGGUGAUUCUGAUCAUCAUGAUUGUGUUGAUCUACAAAAGCUUCACCCAGCACAAACCGAACGAUGAUGAUGUGGAGCAAACGUCCGGUGGUGACCCUAUGCUAAAAGUGAGUGCGCCCAUUUACGUUGUGGUGUACUACGAGGCGCUCUGUCCGGAUUCGAAAAACUUUGUCCUUCAUCAACUGCUGCCGGCCUAUGAGAGAGCACCGGAUCUAAUGGAUAUAGAGUUUGUACCAUUCGGUAAAGCUUCGUGGACCACCAAGUCAGAUGGAUCACUGGAGUUCGAUUGUCAGCACGGUCAUAUAGAGUGUGAAGCCAACACGAUCCAUGCAUGUGUUGUGGAGGCCGUACGGGAACCCCGCACACGGCUCGACAUGGUAGCCUGCAUGAUCGAGAACAACAUUAUCCCAGUGGAGGCAUUCCUCCGCUGUGCCAAGCAGCACGGUGUGGAUAUCGAAUCGAUCAAGAAGUGUUACGACAGUCCACACGGUGCCGAACUGCUAAAGGUGCACGGUGAAGCGACACACGCCCUUCGACCGGCCGUUACGUUCAUCCCGACCGUAACGCUGGAUGGGGCACAGUACGUGCAGAAGUCGAUCCUGAAGGAUCUGUUCGGUAAUGUGUGUCAGGUGGUGUCGGGUCGUGGACCGAAACCGGAUGUGUGCAAAUGAUAGCAGUUAGUGCUGCACUUCCUUGCCCGCUACCUGCAAUCGGAGGUACUGGACGAAGUCCGGCAACUUCC
This is a messenger RNA of Anopheles marshallii, 776 nucleotides long. RefSeq names its product GILT-like protein 1. The transcript is spliced from 2 exons. Gene Ontology annotation, molecular function: oxidoreductase activity, acting on a sulfur group of donors, disulfide as acceptor. The record is from RefSeq and is a predicted model, not a curated record. Bases 1 to 705 code for a protein of 234 amino acids. NCBI's taxonomy places the organism in Eukaryota, Metazoa, Arthropoda, Insecta, Diptera, Culicidae.